AUUUAUUUUCUCAUUUUUCCCGCGAUUUUUCCUCAUCUCGCGCCCAUUUUCUCGUUAUUUUGGUCGUUGAUGAUUUUGUGCCAACUUCACAAUCCUCACAGCGCAUCUGCGCGCCAUCUACAUUCGUCAAUUUCCGAGAAAAGUCAUUGCAAUGGUGUCUCCCACAAGCGAAGAGUUUUCUUCGUGUAAAUAUCACCUCAGAAUGUGAAGAAAACCCCCGAAAAUAACAAUAGUGUCCACCCACACAACUGACGGCAGACGGUGGAGUGCUGAAAAAGUGAAAAUUGUUUGUGAAUAGUGCGUUAAAGAGGGUAAAAAGUGAGUUGGGAAAAUCUACGUCGCCUUGCCUCAAUUCCAGGAAUUCCGAUUUGAACACAGAGAAGAAAAACACUUGUAUUGCGCAGACUUUCUUCUUUUUGCGCUCUCUCUCCUCCUUUUUCUCGGUAUUUCGUGGAUUUCUUGUGAAUAAUUAAGUCGAUGCACUGUGUGAAUGGCUGUGGCCCAUCACUGGCCCCAAUGAGGGCUUCCCGGACGAUCUGAGGACCCCCGCAGUGUAGCCAGGAACUGUUUCCGGGAAUCCGAUGAGUGACUGUGUUGGCGAUUCUGAACGAUAACCCGCGGAAAAAGGGGUGAAAAGUGAAGAGACUUUGCAGGUAUUAUCUAUUGAAGGCAGAAAAAUGGAUAAGAUUUAUUGGAAUCUCACGAGAGUCGCCAGACUACAAAUGUGGCUGAUCGUCUUCUGUCUUCUGCACGUGACUCUUACUGCGAGUGCAGAUUUAGGAGAUAUUUAUCCACGGGAGGUGAAUUUACGCGUUGGCGAGCCACUAAACCUGACUUGUAACAUAAAUUGGGCGAUGGCGAGGGAUUUGAAUCCAUCCUUCAAUGAGAGUGACUUGGACUUGUUGUUCUUCAGAAUGGAUGGCAAAAUCGUGGAUCAGUCAUCAAUUAGGGUGCGCAAUAGCUCAGCUAUUGAUCUAUACAUUCCGGAGAUGAAUACACCGGGUGGGUAUAGAUUUGUCUGCGGUCUGGACAAGAUAAAGAAGAUUGAAAGGACAAAGAUCGCGAUUGAGAAGAGGAAAUCUAUGUGUCCACCCGAUGAAAUAUGCUAUAUUGGCGUGAAUCUUGUGCGUGUGAAUGUUGGCUAUGCACCAAAGCCAGUGAAGAAUUUCCGAUGCAUUUCAUACAAUUGGCUCAAGAUGAAUUGUACUUUCGAUAAGGAAGUAAAUUCGAUCUAUACUUACUACAAUCUCACGUAUAGACCGAAGGUGAUCGUGAGCAGAAUUUAUUCAAAAGAGUUAUUAAAUACAAAUAAUAACAGCACAUCGUACACUUUCGAAGUGGAUGACUACUAUAAUUCACACGAUUUAUACUCUUUCACGUUGGACAUAUCAAAUAUAUUGGGUAGUGUUCAACAGACAUUUGAGGUGGACACAUUUAAGUGCGUAAAACCCGAUCCGCCACUGAAUAUGAAUGUUACAAGACGAAAUCCAACUAAUGUGACACUGACAUGGUAUUUGCAUUACAAUUUGAAUCCGUUUGAACCGGGAUUCAUUCACGAGGGCAUCAUUAUUAGGAGUCCCAAUGAGAUGGGUAUCACGGAGAAGUACAAGCUUAACAUGAAAGAGCUGAGGGAGGAAAAAUUUGGCAUGUAUUCGCUGACUAUUAAUAAUUUGUAUGCGCACAUGUGGUAUGAAGUCCAAAUAAGAUUGCACGUGCCAAACGCUACUCGUGAAGAAGUGUGGUCAAACUAUACGAAGUUUCAGUUCCAAACUCUGGCCAAGAUUCCAGAUCGGCCACCGGAAGUGAACAUUGGCAGUUUCUGUGUAAAUGAUCACAAUGAUAUUUGGCUGUAUUGGAAGCAACUGCCGCUGGAGGAGCAGAAUGGAAACAAUUCGCACUAUGUAAUCAGCAAUAUUAAGAGUACUGAUGGAACUGAAUUACCCAUUCCUGCUCACAAUUUGACGACCAUUAUGGCCAAAUUAAUAAGUAUGCCAGACAAAGACUACAUCUUCACCAUUCGCAGCGCCAAUUCUGAAGGGGAAUCGAUUAAUUCGAGCACAAUUUACGUGCCGAAGCAGUCAAAACGCUUUCCAAAACCGGAAAAACUGAAGAAGUACAGCAUUGAUUACAAGUACAAGUUGACUUGGUCGCCGCCGAAUUCGCGUCGGGAUGAAUUGGUCAGCUAUACAGUGUUCUGGUGCGAGUCCAAAACGAACUAUCCCAGUGAAUGCAAUGGACCAGUGUCUUUUGAAACAGUCGAUACGUCUGUUCGUGAGUUCGAACUCGCCAAUACGAAGGCUAUCAAUUUGGCGUUGUCGGCAAACUCUCUCUAUUCUAGCUCCGGAAUGAUUUGGGCGAUGUGCACUGCGUCCAAAAGUGACGAAAUCGGGAAAAUCAACUCGGUUUAUGUAUCAAAAAUGGAUGCUACUUAUAUGGAGAUUCAGUGGAAUGUGGACUGCAUAGAUACGCCAAUUGUGGCCGGAUAUACUUUGACCUAUUGUCCAAUUACGGCGCCGAAGAAUCUCUCAUGCAAACCAGGAACGGAAAUUACGACCAAUUUCACUGGAACAACGCAGUAUAACAUCACAGGGUUGACGCCCUACACGACAUACAAGACAACAAUUGCCAUGUACUCGAAAACAAGAAUGGGCAGAGCGAGUGAGCCUCUGGUUAAUACGACUCUGGAAGCAGCUCCGACGCCGCCGAGAAAUCUUAAUAUUCGUGAUCAAACAAACACUUCGCUGGUUAUUAGCUGGGAUGCUCCAGAAAGGGCGAAUGGUUUCCUCAAGAAGUACAUUGUUUGGUGCAACAGCACAGAAUAUUCAGUAUUUCUAGGUAUUCAGGAGAACAAAACAAUUGUCUACACCAUUGAAAAUCUGCGUUCGUACAGCGUAUAUGAGAUUGGCGUUGUGGCGUGCACAAUAGGAUGCUCGAAUAUGAGUGAAAGUGUCACUGUGCAAACGAAAAUGGGAGUGCCUGGCCGAAUAAAGUUAUCGCCGAAUGCAAUGAAUCCAAGGUAUGAUGACUACGUUGUGCUGUCGUGGGAAAGGCCUGAAUAUGCGGGCGGGAAUCUUGAUUACUACGAAAUCUUCACGACGAUAUCCUUGACUGGCAAUAAGACGGAGGAAUAUCUAACGAAACUGAAUGCCACCAACUGUUGGAUGCAUCGUCCGUGCCAGAAGUCCUGGAAAGGCAUUGAGUUGAGUAUUCGCGCUGUGAAUGUUGUGAGAAGUGCUCAUUUGAUUGCCGGUGUGGGAAAUAUCACAAAUGCUUCGAUGAUUAUCGAUUUUGGACUGCAAAAUACUGACUAUUCGGCGAUUCCACAAGAAAUCCAUGAUCUUCCGGCAUGCUGGGGCACAAGGGAUGAGCGCUUGGAGAAUUGGUUGCUGGAGGAUAAACAUCCGACGUAUUUGAAAAGUAAGGACACAGGAAUCUUCACGCACUCAUGCAGUCUUGGUCAGAGCAGUCCACUGCUCUACAUCUUCAUCAUCUUCGUGGGUGUGGUGGGAACGGCUGCGCUCGUGGUGUUUGGCUAUAGGAAGUGCAAAACGAUGAGUGACAUUAAGGUCGUGCUUCCGGACGCACUGAAUGACAUCAAUAAGGAUACAAAGUGCCCCAAGAUGGGCGAAAUGAUUGAUGGCGGCGUGCUGAGGACUGUGCCGAUACAUCACAGGGAGCCGAGAGUGCAGCAGGAUGAGCAGGAAAGGAGUUUGCUGCGCAAUCACAUGGAGUCGAGCAGCAGCAGCACCACGAGCAGCACCGCCAAUGUGGACAAUCAGAGUCAGUGUGAGUCUCACGAUGGGCCGCCCGAGGAGCUCGACUCAAUGGAGGAGCAUCACGAUGAGGAGGACGACAAAUCGUCAAUUGAAUCUCAACAGGAGCCGCCCGACAGUGUAUCCUUUGACGUGCUGAAGCCGGAAGAGGUGGAUGAGGUGAAGAUCCACCCAGUGGAUCCGCAGACGCACAAAGUCGCCCUCUGUGCGGGUGUUAAUCAAUACGUCCACUUUGCGAGGCCUUCGCAAGGAUACACGCAACUGGCGUCCUUGAAGGCGCCCAUUAAGACACCAAUGAUGGUGACUGAGACUGAUGAAACUGGAAUUUCAGGAUAUGUGACACGAAAGCAGCUUGCCGACUUCGGCCAACGAAUGUAAAGUGAAAGAUUUUUUGAGAUAUAAGAGAUUCUGAGACGAAAUCCAUGCUAAAUGACUCGCUUUUGAGCCAUUUUCGUUAUGGUUUUCACUCAUAGCUUGAUAUAUUUUAGAGUAAUAUUUUUUAUUUAUAUUUUUGAAUUAGGGAUUAUACACUAGAAGAAAUGUUCACAAUUUUGAAAAAAAAGGG
This is a messenger RNA of Phlebotomus argentipes, 4338 nucleotides long. It is a transcript of the gene dome, whose product is annotated as cytokine receptor. Gene Ontology annotation, molecular function: protein binding. The record is from RefSeq and is a predicted model, not a curated record. The transcript has 9 exons. Lineage: Eukaryota; Metazoa; Arthropoda; Insecta; Diptera; Psychodidae. The coding region runs from base 678 to 4151 and encodes 1157 amino acids.